Messenger RNA from Penicillium alfredii, 1668 nucleotides. RefSeq names its product U2 snRNP complex subunit CUS1. NCBI's taxonomy places the organism in Eukaryota, Fungi, Ascomycota, Eurotiomycetes, Eurotiales, Aspergillaceae. The record is from RefSeq and is a predicted model, not a curated record. Gene Ontology annotation, biological process: mRNA splicing, via spliceosome. Gene Ontology annotation, cellular component: catalytic step 2 spliceosome; U2 snRNP; nucleus. The coding region runs from base 1 to 1668 and encodes 555 amino acids. The transcript has 2 exons.
AUGAAACCGAGCAAGAACCAGCUCCGCCGGGCGAGGAAGAAGGCGCAAAAAACCGAAAAUGCUAGCUUACCUGUCGAUAAUCCCAAAGAUACGUCACCGAGCCCACAGACCCUUGUAUCUACCUCGCAGGACGCACCGGCCCGCAUGAUCACCGCACUGUCCCCGGAGCCAAGCGAUCCAUUGUGGGAGAUGUACAGGGGUAUCGCUGGCAGAUUCGAUCAAUCGGGGGAUGAACCUUUGGCAAAAGAGCCUGAGAAACCGGAGGUAUACUUCGAUGAUGGUGAUGAAAUCCCGGAUGAGGAGCAAGACAGUGAACCGAAGAUCUCGAAGAAGAAACGGAAGGAAAUGAACAAGUUGUCUGUGGCUGAACUGAAGGCUAUGGUUCGCAAACCCGAAAUCGUGGAAUGGACCGACACCUCAGCCCCGGAUCCUCGACUACUUAUCCACAUCAAGGCUCAUCGCAAUGUCGUCCCGGUUCCUUUGCACUGGUCACUCAAAAGAGAGUACUUGUCGUCAAAGCGCGGAGUGGAAAAGGCGCCGUUCGCUCUCCCCAAGUUUAUUCAAGAAACAGGAAUCUCAGAAAUGCGCGAUGCUGCCCUCGAGAAGCAAGAGCAGUCUACCCUGAAACAGAAACAAAGAGAAAGAGUCCAGCCCAAGAUGGGAAGGUUGGACAUCGAUUAUCAGAAGCUUUAUGAGGCUUUCUUUCGAUUCCAGACCAAGCCUGAGUUGACUCGCUAUGGCGAGAUCUACUACGAGGGCAAAGAAUACGAGACCAAUCUGAAACAUCUCCGUCCUGGCGACCUGAGCGAGGAACUGAAGGAGGCUUUGAAUAUGCCACCAGGAGCCCCCCCUCCAUGGCUUAUCAACCAACAGCGUUAUGGGCCUCCCCCAUCCUAUCCUGCCUUGAAAAUCCCGGGCCUCAAUGCACCGCCGCCUCCAGGUGCAAUGUGGGGUUACCACCCAGGAGGGUAUGGCAAACCACCCGUGGACGAACACAACCGGCCAUUAUACGGCGGAGAUAUUUUUGGAGUUUUGCAGCCCCAGCAGAACGUUCAACAAGGAGAGCCUAUUGAGAAAGACCUCUGGGGUGAAUUACAGGCACCGGAGGAGUCUGAAGAAGAGAGCGUGGAGGACGAGGAAGAGGACGAAGCUGAUGAAGAGGACAUGGAAACUGGCGAUCAUUCUCCCGGUGGUUUGGAAACCCCCAGUGGCAUGGCCUCGACUGCCCCGUCCGAAUUUGUGAGCACAGAGAGUGUUUCUGGAGAGUUUGAUGUUCGUAAACCUCAUCGGGGCACGGAGACAGAAGAAUCUGUGCACCCUCGAAGCGCCUAUCAGGUCAUUCCUGAGAAGCAGACGAGUGUACAAGGAUUUUUCGGGGGUGACCGAGCGUACGACCUCAACGUGCCCCCGAGCAAGCCGCCCAUCCUUGGCGCAGAGGAACAGACGCGAAAACGCAAGAAGCCCGGAGAUGUGGAUGUCUCGGUUGAUCCGGAUGUUCUCCACGCUGGUGAUGGGCUCAGCAAAGAGAGCCUUCAGAACAUGUAUGAAACCCAGAGGCAGCAACAGAAUCAGCCUAGUUGGGGGUUUCAGGAGGAUCUCAGUGACAUGAUUGCGCAAGAGAGUCGCAAGAAAACACGGGCAGGAGAGGACAGACGGGGCAGGCGUUGA